Molecule: messenger RNA, 1983 nt
Organism: Chaetomium globosum CBS 148.51
Lineage: Eukaryota; Fungi; Ascomycota; Sordariomycetes; Sordariales; Chaetomiaceae
Exons: 1
Coding region: 1-1983 (660 amino acids)
Biological process (GO): ribosome biogenesis; maturation of LSU-rRNA from tricistronic rRNA transcript (SSU-rRNA, 5.8S rRNA, LSU-rRNA)
Cellular component (GO): nucleolus; PeBoW complex
Molecular function (GO): RNA binding
Source: RefSeq, a predicted model, not a curated record
AUGGGCAAACUCAAGAAGAAGGGCCAAUCCGGCCAGGCCAAGAAUUACAUUACGCGCACGCAAGCGGUUAAGAAACUGCAACUCAGUCUGCCCGACUUCCGCAAGCUGUGCAUCUGGAAGGGCAUCUACCCGCGCGAGCCUCGGAGUCGCAAGAAGGUGUCUAAGUCGGCCACCGCCUCGACCACCUUUUACUACACCAAGGACAUUCAGUAUCUCCUGCAUGAGCCGCUGCUGCAGAAGUUCCGCGACCAAAAGGUUCUCGAGAAGAAGAUCUCGCGCGCCCUCGGCCGCGGUGAUGUCGGCGACGCCGCCCGGCUCGAGCGCAAUGCCGCCCGCCCCGACAAGACGGGCAAGCCGCGCUACACGCUCAACCACGUCAUCCGCGAGCGCUAUCCAACUUUCAUCGACGCCCUGCGCGAUCUGGACGACUGCUUGUCGAUGCUGUUCCUGUUUGCCAACCUCCCGUCCACGACUGCCGUGCCGGCCAAGAUGAUCGCCCGCUGCGAGCGCCUUUGCCUCGAGUUCGAGCACUACCUCAUCACCUCACAUAGCCUCCGCAAAUCGUUCCUGUCGAUCAAGGGGAUAUACUACCAGGCCAGCAUCCAGGGCGAGGACAUUCUGUGGCUGGUGCCGUACAAGUUCAACCAGAGGGUCGUCGGGGAUGUCGACUUCCGCAUCAUGGGGACCUUUGUCGAGUUUUAUAUGACGCUGCUCGGAUUUGUCAACUACCGCCUGUACACGGCCGUCGGCCUCAAGUACCCACCCAAGUUCGACCAGCUCAAGGAUGACCAGGGUGCUGAGCUUGGUGCUUUUGCGCUCGAGGGCGUCAACAUUGCGACAAACGAUGACACCAAGGCCAUUACGAAUGGCGAGGCGGAGCACGGCCCCGAUCCCAAGGUCCAGGCCGAGGUGGACAAGAUUGUGCAACAGCUAAGGGUUGAGUCGGACGAUAAGGCGUCUGAGGAGGGCCCUGCCGAUGAUGUCGAGGGCGAAGAGAAGCCCAGCGAUGCCAUUGACAAGUUUGAGCCUGUCGCCCCCGGCGGCGAUGUUCUUCCCCAGCCGUCAUACAGCAGCAGCGACCCAGCGCAGUUGUUUUCCAGGCUCACAUUCUUCCUGUCCCGCGAAACCCCGCGCCAGUCUCUGGAAUUCAUCCUCCGCGCGUUUGGUUGCAAGAGGAUAGGCUGGGACUCUGUUCUCGGCGAGGGCUCCUUCACAACGGACGAGUCGGACCCGUCCAUCACGCAUCAGAUCGUCGACAGGCCAGUCGUCCAGGCCGCCAUGAACGAGGAGGGUGAUGGCGAGGACAACCAGACGUCGCAGAAGGUCGGGCCUAACCACCGGUACCCCGGGCGUCUGUACGUGCAGCCGCAAUGGGUGUGGGACAGCGUCAACGACGAGGAGCUGAAGAGCCCCGAGCUGUAUGGCCCUGGCGCGGCACUCCCGCCGCAUCUCAGCCCCUUCGUCAAGCCCACACAAGGGCAGUACGAUCCCACCAUUCCUCUGGAGGAGCAGCAAUCAGAAGGCGAGGCGAUCGAUGCCGAGCUGGAAGAUGCCAACGAAGAGGCGGGCGAAGAAUCCGAUGUUGAGAAUGACAUGGACGUCGCCUCCGACGAAGACGAGGAAGAGGAAGAUGAGGAGGAAUUUGAUGGGGUCUCUGUGUCCGAAGAGGAGGAGGGCUCCGAGGACGAGGAGGAAUCGGCCACGUUGCAGCGGCAGCGAGAGCUCGAGGCUGAGAUCUCGGGCAAGUCGGUGAAGGGUGACAAGAAGAUGGACGCCAAGACCAAGGCGAAGCUGGAGGCCAAGAAGGCGCUCGAGAGGAAAAAGAAGAGCGAGGCCGAGGACUUGGAGCGGGCUAAGGGGAUGCUGAGCAAGAAGAAGCGCAAGCUGUUUGAGCAGAUGCAGUACACGAACAACAAGAAGAGCGCGGAGGACCUGAAACUGAGGCAGAAGAGGAGGCGGCUGGAGAAGGAGAAGAAAGCGUAG